AUGUACCAUCCACUCAAACAUCGACACCCUCAAAGCCUUCCGACAUCAACCACUGAAGGCUACAACGAAGAAGAACGCACGAUGACAUCCGUGCAGUUAUACUACGAAGAGGCCCCGGCCUUCGACUGGAUAGGUUUCAUUGCUGGUGACAAUGGCAGUCUUGACCCACGGACACUAAAAGUCCACCAGGUGGCCCCGAGAUCCCGCCACCUCUCCGACGCAUCCUCGGAAUCGGAAGAGACUCAAUCUUGCGCUUCCUCAGAGCGGUCAUCGCUUGAUUCAUUCCGGAUAGAGUCUGGUCCUCUGUAUCUGGAACACGAACCUCCCUUCCCGCGACCAACUAGCGAGUCCACCCUCUUUGGGCUGCACAACCAGAUCAGACGUGCACCACGCAAUCUGAGCUGUGCCGACUCGUUCGGGGAGGAAGAUACAGAUUCGCUCGAUACGUCGUCCACGGACACCGAGUUCGAGAGUUCUCUGUUUCCGUUCUGUGGGCGUGUGCCAUCACCGUCCGAGGAUUCAACCGCGUCUUCCCACAUCUCUUCUUCUGCCUCCUCGUCCAAGCCCGUUGAGUCUCAGUGGUUCCCUCUUCUGGUUGGACGAGUUAUAAAGACAAAGACCCACAAGGCAUGUCGGGCCUUGAAGAAGAUGCUG
This is a messenger RNA of Penicillium bovifimosum, 654 nucleotides long. RefSeq lists its product as uncharacterized. The transcript is spliced from 2 exons. The annotation marks the transcript as partial. The record is from RefSeq and is a predicted model, not a curated record. NCBI's taxonomy places the organism in Eukaryota, Fungi, Ascomycota, Eurotiomycetes, Eurotiales, Aspergillaceae.